This is a messenger RNA of Penicillium chermesinum, 3709 nucleotides long. RefSeq lists its product as uncharacterized. NCBI's taxonomy places the organism in Eukaryota, Fungi, Ascomycota, Eurotiomycetes, Eurotiales, Aspergillaceae. The annotation marks the transcript as partial. The record is from RefSeq and is a predicted model, not a curated record. The transcript has 3 exons. Gene Ontology annotation, biological process: carbohydrate metabolic process. Gene Ontology annotation, molecular function: chitin binding; hydrolase activity, hydrolyzing O-glycosyl compounds.
AUGCCUUCCACAACACAAAUUUUGAUCGCGCUUGCACUCUCUGCAGGGAUUGUUGCAGAGCCAGAUUCUAGGACCUGGGACCUAGCCUACUUCGACUGCCCCAUUGAGUGUGCACCCAGCACUGAUCCUACUCCUGGGCAAUGGAGCGUAUACAGAGGCUUCGAGUCUCUUGCAUUUUGCAACAAGACCAUGUUACUAGACUUUUCGAUCUACAACGAAAGUCCUUUUGUCAGUGUACAUGCUUGCCAGGUUACAGCCGACUCUCAAACCUCUCCAACGACGAAUACGAACGCCGUGGACGCAUCAUAUUCUGAGGAGAGUCUCAAGUUCGAGGUUGGUUGGUGGGGAACCGCCACCUCCAAAAUCUCAGAAGGGACCAGGCAGGCUCUAAAUCAAUUGAAGGUGUCUGUCUUGAACUCAAAAAGCAACUCCUCUAAAUCUGAGUUUACCUACUCUGGAGGUUCGAUUGGUGGCAUAUUCGUUGGGUCGGACGUUGAAGUCUCCGACGUAUCAACCAACGUCUUGCAGAAGUUCAUUGACGACCUCGAUACAAAUCUCAUGCCUAGCCGAAUAGUUUUUCAAUUCUGUGGUACCGACUCCAGUCGCGGACUGGGUCUUGCUAUUGAUACUACUGGUGAUUUCACCGGGUUAACAGAGAUCAUGCGCGGCUGGGAUGAAUCAAGAUGCGCGGGGGGCUUUGACGGAACGCGUAAUCUGUCGCAGUCUGUGAAAAUGAAGACAUUGCCUCAAAUUACCCCUGGUAGCUCAGCAUCCAAGAAGAUUCAUCACAGCUCACCCACCGGGCACAACUCAUUACAUCACAAAUCAUUACACCACCGUUCAACUUGCAAGACAACACAAGCCCAGGGUGGCGACAGCUGUAGCAGCAUGGCAACGAGAUGCGGCAUCAGCUUGGACGAAUUUUACAAGUACAACCCUGACAAGAGCCGUUGUUCUCCUGUGAUAGUUGGCUCAUACUUUUGCUGUGGUGCCGGGAAUCUUCCUGACUUGUCACCAAAGCCCAACGCUGAUGGCACAUGUGCAAGUUACUACGUCCAGAAAGAUGAUUCAUGCUCCAAGUUGGCUGCUGCCAAUGACCUCACCAUCAAAGAUAUUGAGAACUACAACAAGAAUACAUGGGGUUGGAUGGGUUGUGGAGACCUUCAAGCACAACUCAAUAUCUGUCUAAGCUCCGGAGAUCCACCGAUGCCUUCCCUGUAUGGGAAUGCAGUAUGCGGUCCACAGGUUAACGGUACCAAAAGACCGACCGAUGGCACACCCCUUUCUGAUCUGAACCCAUGUCCGCUAAACGCCUGCUGUGAUGUAUGGGGCCAGUGUGGUAUUACUUCUGACUUCUGCACAAAGACCAACUCCACAACUGGUGCUCCUGGGACAGCCAAAAAUGGGACUAAUGGUUGUAUCUCAAACUGCGGUACAGAUAUCGUAAACAACGAUGAUCCUCCAAGUGAAUUCCUCUCGAUUGGAUACUUCGAGGCAUUUGAUCAGGAGCGCGAAUGUCUAAACAUGGACAUAACGAAUUUUGAUAUCGGAUCCUAUAGCCAUUUGCACUUUGCCUUUGCCUCAAUCACAACAGACUAUGAUAUCAACGUCACAACCGUUCAAGACCAGUUCGAUAAGCUCAAGACCCUGAGUGGCGUCAAACGUGUCCUUUCGUUUGGCGGUUGGUCCUUCUCAACAGAUGCUGACUCCUUCCCGAUCUUCCGCAAAGGUGUAUCAGAUGCCAACCGGGCGCUUUUUGCCAAAAACGCCGCUAAUUUCAUUAUUGAUAAUGGCCUUGAUGGUAUCGACUUUGAUUGGGAGUAUCCAGGUGCCCCUGAUAUACCUGGAAUUCCUCCCGGUGAUAAGGGGGAUGGUGAUCGCUACCUGGAGUUCUUAAAGCUGGUUCGCAAGAAUUUGCCUGAUAAUAAGUCUCUCCCUUGCGGUGCCCGCAUCGUUCUGUGGGACUACGGACAUCAAUAUCCGGACCCUGGAUGUAAGUCUGGAGCUUGCCUUCGAUCGCAUGUCAACUUGACCGAAACGACAAGUGCUUUAUCCAUGAUUACAAAGGCGGGGGUUCCGGGGUCAAAAGUCAUCGUUGGUAUGGCUAGCUACGGUCGUUCAUUCGAAAUGACUGAAGCGGGCUGCACAGGACCAAACUGCAAAUAUACAGGUCCACAAUCGGGUGCCACUCCAGGAAGAUGCACUAAAACGGCAGGCUAUAUAGCCAACGCUGAGAUCAAUGAGAUUAUUGAUACCAACGAUUCCGCUGAGAAGAGCUUUGACAAAGGAAGUGACAGCAACAUCUUGGUAUAUAAUCAAACUCAGUGGGUGGCAUAUAUGGACGAUACUACCAAGGAUACCCGGACCUCUUAUUAUAAGGGGCUGAACCUAGGUGGUACGGUUGACUGGGCUGUUGACUUACAAUCAUUCACCGACGAUUCUGGAGGCGGCGGUAAUUCGUUAGACCAGCAGAUUUUCUAUGUCGAUCCAUCUGUUUGGGAAGACGACAAUCCUGCAAUGAACUGCGAGGCCCCUUGUGUUUUGGUUCUUCCGCCAUGGCCCUUCGCACCAGGCUCUGUUUAUCAUCGUCCACCUCAUACCACCACUCUUGACGUGGCUUGGAGCGUAAACGUCGAUGUGACAGGCCCCAAUGGGCAUGUGACACCAACCCCUACUGUGUCGCGCGUUCUGCAAAAAACUACUAUCUAUCCGCCUGCUGGAAAUUUGACUUUCGUACCCAUUCCUCGCCUGCCUGAGCAAGUUGUUGUUAUCGCAGACGAUCCAAAUCCCUUGUCUCAAAGUGGCGUUACCCAUUCUAAAGUAACGCGAAGUGUGACUUUGCCCCCUUGGCCACACAUCACGGAUCUUUAUAUACCAGAAGAUGUUGAAAAUGGCAAGGAUAAUGACGACGACGACGAUGAAGAUGAUGAAGGCAGUGGUUCCGACAGUGACAAAGAUCAAUUUCCGAAACUGCCUAAAGUCACUGUGACUCACGGAAAGGGAGGCCCAGGGCCAUGUAAGAGUGGUUGUGGAACUCUUUGCGUGGGUCUAUUCUGUGCGGGUAGCCAUGGUGGCUCGGGUGGAGGAUCAUCUUCUCCUGAUUUUGAUCCGGACUUCGCUGAUCCUAUCGAUCCUGAUCCACCAGCUGACCCUAAUGACCCCGACGAGUCCGAAACAGGUGAUCCGGAGGACCCUGAUGACCCAGAUGACCACACCACCACAACAAGCUGCAGUGCAUCCAUGGUCACUGAUUUCUGGGUUUCCUGUGCAACCAGCGGGACUUCGUCAACGUCGUGUACCACAACAAGCAGCAUGAUCGAAGUGGGAUGCGAUAUCACUGCUGUCACCAGCACGACAGGAGUGCCAGUGUGCUAUUCUCUAGAUCCAUAUGAGGAUCAGGGUCAAGACGGCGCGCUGGGUGCGAUGUCAACUGUUAGCCUUACGCCUGUGACGAGUCCUGGGGCACCUUCCGCAACUACAACCACUGCUGAACAUACGACAAGUACAACGAAAAGUUCUGCCACCACAACAUUCAGCCCCACAGGGUUACCCGACGGUGAGGACGCUGAGUUGACUAUCAUGGCGUACGAAGAGAUUGAUCAAGGAAGGUCGACAUGGUACUGGGUUGGGGAUAUUAUAUCAUACCGGGACGCUUCUAAUGAGGAUGAUACCUGCAAUGGUGAUCAUUGCGUUCUCCAGGGGUUUAGGG